UGCUGUUGUGUUGUGUUUGGUGUGUUGCGUUUUCUUGUACUGUUUAGCCUACGGCAUACUGGCCUACUGUUACUGUACAAGAAGAACUCGAGAUCUGCUGUUUAUCUUAUAUUUACAUUCAAGAAUCGUCUAGAAUUGCGCAGUUGACAGAGAAGUUGUCACUUGUAGUUGACAGUUGUAGAUUUGGAUCUGGGCUUUAUUUUUUGUCACAUUUUUUAAUGAAAUCACGAUGACGUUUGCCUGCCUUGAGCCUUGAAAUUUAAUGUAGCCUAAAAAAAACUAAAUAAAAGCCUAAGCCCUAACUACUAGAUCUAGGCCUAAUUAAUAAUAAUAAAUAAUAAUAAGCUAAAAAAAAUUCAAAUGUAGUUAAGAUAUAAGUAUAAGAGUACUUGAAGUAUUUACCUAAUGUAUUCUUGCAAUGACAGCCAAAAGAGAAACAAAUUCAAGUCAUUCUGUAGUUGUAUUUGAUGCCUCUGAUGCAUCAUCAAGACCAAAAAUACCUGGAAAUAAGUUUAAGAAUUAUCGCUAUGUUAAAAAUACAGAAAUCUUCUUACCUGUUGAACACAUCUGUGCGUUCUGUGGGAAAAAUUCUUUUAAUCUCAAGUCAUGUACUCGAUGUUGGUGGGCGAAAUAUUGCGAUAGUUUCUGUCAGAGGAAUCACUGGCCACAGCAUAGGGCUGAUUGCAGGGAGGACCCAUCUCAAAAACUUUUCUUUAAAGGCGGAAGGAUAGUUGAGUUUGACUUGUUUUCUGGCACUGAUGUGCUGGAAGCAGGGCCAUUUGGUAGAAGAAUUUUCCUGGGUUUGGACAAGUGCCCUAAGAAUGGCCACAACAACCAUGCAGACUUCAUUGGGGUAGAGGAGUUUACCACACAGCAUCUGCCACAGAGUAUUCAGUACGAUGUUGUUACAGACUAUUUAAAAGCUGAGUCACAAAUGACAGUGCGUGUUCUUGUUAAUUGGACAAGUAAAAAUAGACCAGAUGGAGACGCAUGUGCUAAUUACAGAAACACAAAAAAGGCAAGAACAGCGUCUGGUACCUACAUUCUGGAUGAUGCUAAUGACUUUGUUUCAAAACAGUGCCUCAUACCAAACUGCCACUACUCAAAAGAAUUGGGUGAGGUUCACACCUACUUUGAAGGGGAUCUGAAAAUAUUCACCAACAAGCAUGUUCUGUUUGACGAUGAAGAACUAAGAAACACCGUUGUGGAUUUUUUCUACAACAGUGACGACAGGCAAGGAGUAGUCAGAGAGUACGGAGUCCAGUUAUUUUACACCAAGCCAACAACGGAUCGAACUUUCUUCAAACUCUCCGUCCACAAACGUGAAUUUCUUGAGCAUUUGCUGGACCUGGAGGUGAAAAGGUCAUCAACUUUCCAGAAGAUUCCACCAGCAAUUUUACAAAAAAUGUCUGCGUACGCUAUUGUUAUAUCACACCCUCACGGUUUACCGAAAAAGAUCAGCAUUGGUCGAGUGAUUCGGGUGACAGAAGAAAACCUGUCCGACGAAACUGUCGCUAAUGCCAAGACAGUGGGGAGGCUUGAGAAAGAGUGGUUUGCUUCCAGGAGUAAAGAGGGCUACUGGAGGUAUAUGCAGGCCCUGGGUAGUUUGAACAUGCCCAUGUACAAAGUCUGGUACAACACGCCCACCUGCCAAGGUAGUUCUGGAGCACCGGUGCUGUUUGGGGCGCGUCACAACAACGGGGUCUGGGGGCCGUACACAGCGUAUCACACGGCGUUUGAGUGUGAUUCUAAUUUAAAUUAUUUUAAGGUUGGACGCUUCAUGGAUUGAUACAUAACUGGCCAUAAAUAGAAGUAUCGAUGCGGUUUUUAAAAUUACCUAAAAGUUCAAUUUUAUUUCAACACAAGAAAACAACUGAUAUUUUGACAGCACAUAUUUAUAUGUUAGAAGUCCAUUAUUUUGAAGUUGGCCAAUCAUGGAUUGAAACAUUACUGGCUAUAAUUUGAAGUCUCAUUAAGGUUUUUGAAAAACCAAACAGCUGUACAAUUUUAUUAAACUUAAACUCAAGAGAAAAGCUGAUAUAUUUUAUGGCAUAUAUUUAUACUCAAGAAAUCCCUUUUUUCUUGUGAUGUUUGUGUAUAUUAAUUACUUGUAAAUUUUUUCAAAGAAAAGUCACAAAACUAGUCAUGAAGUCAAAUAUUUACUAGCACAAGCUAACAAUAUUAGAAAAUGCCAAAGUAUUUUAUAGGAUGAAAAGAUUUUUUAGGACACUAUUACAUGCUAGUGGUAAUUGUAUAGUCUGUGCCAUAGAAUUAGGUUAAACAAAAUAUUUAAAAAGCUUGUAAUAAUUUUUUUAAACAUUAAUUUUAGUUUUCCAUUUGUAAUCAUGACUUUUUUAGUCAGUAAAUCAUGAUCUCUACAAAACAGUCUGUUAUUAUUGUGAUAACAGGUAAUAUUUCAACAAUUUAACCCUUGAUUUGUCUUUAAAGAAUUUUUUAAAAUUAUUAUUGAUGAAACUUUACAUGUUUAUAGCUAUAUUUAUUAUCUAACCAAUUUAAACAAAAUGAUAUCAAUAAUAUCAGGGGAGUGGGGAGGUUGAACGUAUCCCAAAAUUCUAGAGCUCCAACGAAAACUAGCAAACUGAAUAAAACCAAAGAGUUUCACUACAUAACCAAUUUGAAUUACUAAUUACUAUACACAUUUAGAAUUUAUACGUCAUUUUUUGUGACCUCUAUUAUAUUUGCAGACUUGUUGUGCCAUAUUAUAUAGUUAUAGAGCUUUGUUGCUACUGUACAGCAUGUUAGAGUAGCAAUAAAUUAUUAAGCUUCUAGUUCUUGUGGGCUUAUUUUGCUGAUCUUCAUCAAACUUUAUUUGCAGCUUCAUUUUAGCUUAUUACUAAAACUAUGUUGUACUUUUUUAUUUAUUGAAAUAUCAAUUACCAGGAAAUGAAUUAUCUGUAUACAUGUGUCACUUUUAAAUAUUUUAAUUGCUCUAAAUUUAGAGCAGCAACACGUUGCACAACUCAUCCAAUUAAAUCCAUUAAGUUAUUAGUACCCAUGCUUUGGAGAGUAAUCCAUUGCAUGGAUUUUAUUUUUCAACAUUAUAUCUUCAAUAUAACUUUUUUUGUAACUCCACACUUGGGUGACUCUAUUCUCACUGUAAUUUUUAUCUUAAUGCUCUCCCCUUGUUUGUGAAGUUAAUAGAUUGACUGGUAAAGAAUGAACCAACACUCAAAUCCUGACAAAGAUAAACGGACAUUAGUUGUAUAACAUGUAGCAACUGACACUAAAACCAUGGCCUGUAGUAUCAAAUGAAUGACAUUGAGCUUACAAGUGCAAUAACUCUGUCCCAUAACGCAUGUCUCUUCAUCUUUUAUGUGAUAUAUUUUAAAUAUAUACUAUGUGUGUUGGACUACAAUGAAGUUUGAAAAGUAUACUUUGUAAUUAUAUAUUUAUUUUACUGUGUCUAUUGUGCAGAGGCGUAGCGACCCUUCCCGGCGCCCGGGGACAAAUUUUCGAUU
Molecule: messenger RNA, 3479 nt
Organism: Physella acuta
Lineage: Eukaryota; Metazoa; Mollusca; Gastropoda; Physidae
Source: RefSeq, a predicted model, not a curated record